AUGUCGCCUCUCUCAACAAUAUGUCUCUUUCUUUUGCUCACACUAAAUGUCACCGCCGCCGCAAUCCCAGUGCCAGGCGCACUUCCCAACCGCGGAAAUGACGCGCUCGCUCACACACCAUCAACAUCGUCACCCGAUGACCACAACACCGCGUCAUGGAUCACACCCGUCUCCUCCCUGCACCGGGAUAUGCAUCCGAGCCGCGCACCACGCCCGUCCCAGUCAUGGAAAGACUACCUGGAAAGCAUCCUCAACGACUCCGAGAAACUAACCGCCUUCCGAGAAGCGGGCCUCGUCCCCGGGUCGCGAUCAAUGUCCGGCAUGGAUCGCCCGGCGGCGAUCAGCACGCGGAUGCGGCAACUGGCACCCAACCUACCCUUUUUCGGGGGUGAAGAAGAGCAUGGUGACGGUUCUGACGACGAAUUCCUCGCUUCGCCCAUCAUGCCUCUCCCGCCGAGCUUUUUUGUUCUGUCUGCUGCUGUUCUCUGCGUCUUGACUAUUAUUCGCAGUCUGACGGCACGACGCAGGGAAGAGCCUGCUUUUUGA
Penicillium alfredii is the source of this 546-nucleotide messenger RNA. RefSeq lists its product as uncharacterized. The record is from RefSeq and is a predicted model, not a curated record. NCBI's taxonomy places the organism in Eukaryota, Fungi, Ascomycota, Eurotiomycetes, Eurotiales, Aspergillaceae. Bases 1 to 546 code for a protein of 181 amino acids. The transcript has a single exon.